UGAGACGAAGCAAAAAGGACUGAGGAGUAUAACUUUUUGUGUGAAGAAAUGAAAGAAAAAGGAUUGAAGGGAACAUAUAUAUUUCGGCUUGAAUGAGCAAUAGCCAAGACAUUUGACAGAACUGGUUAUAUUAAUUUCAGGAUACAUUGGGUUGGCAUCUGUGCAGCAACUGUAAGAAGAAUGCCUAUUAUAUGUGUUACACUUGUACCUUUUCCUUAUGCAAGGGAUGCAUCAAAGAUGCUGUAAUCCUAUGUGUUAGGGGUAACAAAGGCCUCUGUGAGUCAUGCAUGAAUCUUGUCAUGUUGAUUGAAAGGAAUGAGCAGGCACAAGUAGAUUUUGAUGACAAAUGUAGCUGGGAAUAUCUAUUCAAGGAUUACUGGAUUGAUUUAAAAAGGAGAUUAUCAAUAACUUCCGAUGAACUUGCUAAGGCUAAAAAUCCCUGGAAAGGUGCUGCUAAACUGGAAUCACCUAAUGAACUUCAUGGUUUUAAUGAUGGGGGAGGGACUGACUCAGAUAGUUCUUCUAGGAAUGUGGAAUUAACUGUUUCUAAACGAAGAAAGACUAGGAGUCAAUCAAAGUCACGUGCAAGGGAGGGUGUUUCAGCAAGCACAGCUAGUGGUGAAGGGGCAUCUACAAAUGAAAGUGCUGAGUGGGCAUCAAAAGAGCUCUUGGAAGUUGUCAUGCACAUGAGAAAUGGUGGCAAAUCUGUUUUAUCUCGAAUGGAACUAAGUCAACUUAUACUGGAUUAUAUUCAAAAGCACAAACUUCGAGAUCGUUGCAGUAAGUCUUAUGUCAUUUGUGACUCAAGGCUUAAGAAUCUGUUUGGGAAACCAAGAGUGGGGCAUAUUGAAAUGUUAAAUCUUCUUGACCCUCACAUUUUUUUCACAAAGGAGGAUUCUCAGACAGAUGAUCUUCAAGGGAGUGUUGUUGAUGCUGAAGCUAAUCAACUAGAGGCUGAUUGGAACUCUGAUGCUUUAACAAGGACUGGAAAAGAUAAGAAACGUAAAACACGUAAAAAGGGUGAUGCAAGGGGACUUCAAUCAAAUUUAGAUGAUUAUGCUGCCAUUGAUAUGCAUAAUAUCAAUCUAAUUUAUUUGCGACGAAAUUUGGUGGAAGAUUUGCUCGAAGAUACUGAAACAUUCCAUGACAAAGUUGUUGGGUCUUUUGUGAGAAUAAGAAUAUCUGGUGCCGGUCAAAAGCAAGAUUUGUAUAGGCUAGUGCAAGUUGUUGGUACAAGCAAAGUUGCUGAACCAUACAGAGUUGGCAAAAGAACAACCGAUUCUCUAUUAGAGAUUUUAAAUUUAAAUAAGACAGAGGUCAUCUCAAUUGAUAUUAUAUCAAAUCAAGAGUUCACUGAGGAUGAAUGCAAGCGUCUGCGCCAGAGCAUAAAGUUUGGACUUAUAAAGCGGCUGACUGUGGGAGAUAUACAAGAAAAGGCAAUGGCAAUCCAGGCAGUCAGAGUCAAAGAUUGGCUGGAAUCAGAGAUAAUGCGUCUCAGUCAUCUUCGUGAUCGAGCUAGUGAAAAAGGACGUAGAAAGGAGCUUAGAGAAUGUGUAGAGAAAUUGCAGAUUUUAAAGGCACCUGAGGAACGACAGCGUAGAUUAGAGGAGAUUCCAGAGAUACAUGUGGACCCCAAAAUGGAUCCUAGUUACGAAUCUGAAGAAGAUGAAGGAGAAGAUGAUAAGAAACAAGAUAACUUUAUGAGGCCAAGAGGUAGCUUUGGCAGGAGAGGGAAGGAAGCAAUUUCUCCCCGGAAUGGAGGUCUCAGUUCAAGUGAUUCUUGGAGUGGGAGUAGAAAUUAUACUAGCAUGAAUCGGGAAUUAAGCAGGAACUUAUCUAAUAAAGGAUUUACGAGCAAAGGAGAUGAUUCUAUUGGAACUAGUGAAAUGGGAAAUGGAAAUUUAUGGAACCCAGGACGGGAGAGAGAAACACAACAACAAAACAGUUGGGACCGGCCAAAAACUGCUUUGAGUUCAGAAAUUGGCUUGAGGAAGGACCACUCUGCUGUAAUACAGGAACCACCUUUGAAGGUUGGGUCAGAAAUUUCACCUACACCACUGCCCACAGGAGUAACGACUGUUCCAAUUAAUGAAACGGAGAAAAUUUGGCAUUACAAGGAUCCAUCUCGCAAGGUUCAAGGACCAUUUUCAAUGGUGCAGCUGCGGAAAUGGAGUAACACUGGAUAUUUCCCUGCUGAAUUAAAAAUUUGGAGAACUAAUGAGAAGCAAGAUGAUUCUAUACUUUUGACUGAUGCCUUGGCUGGAAAGUUUCAGAAAGACCCUGCAGUAGCAGAUAGCUUUCCAAAGGCUCAAAAGGCCUUGUAUGGGAACUCUCUUGGAGCAACCUUGAAUCAAGGAAUAGAAAGUCAAGUUGGAGAAAGAUUGAGGUUUGAUCAAAAUCAUGAAGCUUGGAGUCCUCAGCAUACUUUGGGUUUGUCAGGCCAAUCUGCUGGAGAAAGUUUGAAAUCUCAAAAUGAAGUCAGUUCUUCCACAGUCAGAGUUGCUCCAUCUUCACUUGAGAUCCCGAAGUAUUCUCGAGAUACAUGGGGCUCUGACACAAACCUACCUUCUCCCACUCCAAACCAAAAUCCCACUGGUGGGACUAAGGGACAAGCAUUUGAAAGCAACUGGUCACCUACCCCUGUUCAGUCAACGGGUUCUCUUUCUGUAGCUAAUCCAUUCCAAGGAGGUACCGCAGGGCUGCAACCUCCCGUUGUUUCAGAGAGUGGGAGCCCAGUUGCUCCUUUAGUGCAUUCUCAUCCGAUGGUGUCAGGUGAAUCAAACAGGACACAGGUCAAUGCUCAGGCUUCAAUUAAUUCAGGUGCUGAUUUGAAAAAUGCUGGUGCAUCUCUUCAGAAUUUGGUUCAAUCUGUGAGUUAUCAUAAUCCUUCUGUUGAAACUCAUGGAUGGGGUUCUGGCUCAGUCUCAAGGCAAGAAGCAGUUGCCACGUCAUUUAUGCCAGCAACUGGAACUCAAGCAUGGGGAAAUGCAUCAGCUCAGAAGCUAGAGCCAAAUCCCUCACCUGCCAUGCCUGCUCAACCUGCUGCUUAUGGUCACUGGAAUUGCGCAUCACAAUCUGGUCAAAUUUCUGCUCCUUUCGGCAUAGGGAAUCCUGCUGGGGUAUUUCCUACUCCUGGCCAACCGACUAUGUUGGCAUCGGAUUCUUGGAUGCCUACUGUUCCACUUCAGUCAAAAGUUCAGCUUCCUGCUCCGCCCAAUCUACCUUGGGGUAUGUCUGUUGCAGAAACCCAAUGUGCUGGCCUGAGACAGGCACCAGCAAAUCAGAACACUGGUUGGGGGCCAAUGCCGGGGAAUCAAAACAUGGGAUGGGGAGCACCUCUCCCUGCAAAUACUAAUGUUAACUGGGGAGCUGCUAGUCAUGGAUCAGCAUCUGUUAAUCCAAAUCCCGGUUGGGCUACACCUAGCCAAGGACAAGUGCCAGGGAAUGCAAAUUCAGGUUGGACUACUCCUGGGAAUGCAAUGCAAGGAUGGGCACCACCUGUCCAAGGGCCCACCAUUUUUAAUGCAAAUUCUGGAUGGGUUGCCCCCGCGCAAGGGGCAGCAUCAGGAGGUGCAAAUCCAGGUUAUGUGGCGCCCUCUGGAAAUUCAGGCAUGUGGGGAAAUGAAUCAAAUUACUAUGGAGACAAGUUCUCGAAUCAAAGUGAUAUGGGCUCUCAAGGUGGUGAUUCUGGUUUUGGUGGGGUCAAACCUUGGAAUAGACAGUCAUCCUUUGGCAGUGGAGGAAGUUCUUCGAGGUCGCCCUUCAAAGGGCAGAGAGUGUGCAAAUUCCAUGAAAAUGGGAACUGCAAGAAAGGAGCUUCAUGUGAUUAUUUGCACCCUUAAAUUUUGGCCAAUUUAGAGCAGCAUAGAGUAUAUCUGUACAGUAAAAUUCCAUUGGAAAAUUCCUGACAUUAUAUUAUCAUUGCAUGAUUUAUGCAUGUAAAACCUUUUUUUUUUAUUUUGUAGUUUAGCACCUCUUCUUUUUCUUCUAAUGUCGUCCUAACUCUUUAAUGUGAAUAAUUCCCUUUCUAUUAUGACACCAGUUGAUUUAUGGCAGCCAUGUUCGAUUAUUAGAAUUGCUAAAUGUGGUAGCUCGAAUUGCCUCUUGGUUACUGUUGAACUAUGGCUAAUAAGUACUGCACGUCCGUUUUUGGGCCCGUGAAUCUACAUGGAUAACGAAAAAAAAAUGUUUGAUAUAUUUUCAAUGCGAAUGUGAUAGAACUCCAAAAGUGAGAUCAUUAUGCAUGAUUUGCUUGGCUUAUUUAAUUCUUUGAUGAAUCCAAAUGCUUGAUUAUAAAGUGAAUAUAUGUUUGUAGUUGGCAGUUGCAUCAUGUCAUUUUCUUCCAGCCUUGCAGCUAAUAUAUAUUAUACUGAUGAGGCAAGAAUAUUGCUGAAAAUACAAGUAUAAACUAAGAAAUGAAUGGCAAAUUUUCCAUUUCCAUCGCAUCAAAAGCAGCAAGACCACAUUACCCCACCAAAUGUACCAUAUUUUGAUCAUCACUGUGGUCCACAGACAAUGGUGUUAGUGAAUCUUGAACUCAGGCUUCUUGGUCAGAGCACUGGGAGGCCAGGGCAGUCCACUCGCAAUACUGAGUCAGCCCCCAUUAACCCCUUCCAGCUUUGAUUCAGAUAUUUCAACCACUCGGCCAAUCUGCCCAGCUUUCGUGGUCUCAAAUCAAACCUACAUUAUUUUACAAUUCUUGGUCCCUUAAGUCCCCUUCCAGCCCACCACACAC
This is a messenger RNA of Durio zibethinus, 4735 nucleotides long. NCBI's taxonomy places the organism in Eukaryota, Viridiplantae, Streptophyta, Magnoliopsida, Malvales, Malvaceae. The record is from RefSeq and is a predicted model, not a curated record.